AUGGCGUCCUCAGGAGCGUUCAUGGUAGCGGCGGUGCUCGGGCUGGUGCUCGCGUCGGCGCCAGCGGCGCGGGCGUGGAGCACCGAGGGACACAUGCUCACAUGCCAGAUCGCACAGGAUCUGCUGGAGCCUGCGGCGGCGCAGGCGGUGAAGAACCUUCUGCCGGAGGAGGCGGGCGGCGACCUGUCGGCGAUGUGCGUGUGGCCGGACCAGGUGAGGCACUGGUACAAGUACCGCUGGACCAGCCCGCUGCACUUCAUCGACACCCCCGACAAGGCCUGCACCUUCGACUACGCCCGGGACUGCCAUGACCCCAGCGGCGCCAAGGACAUGUGUGUGGCCGGCGCCGUCGCCAACUUCACGUCCCAGCUCAUGCACUACAAGCAGGGCAGCGCCGAUCGCAAGUAUAACCUGACGGAAGCUCUGCUGUUCCUGUCACACUUCAUGGGAGAUAUUCACCAGCCCAUGCACGUGGGGUUCACGAGCGACAUGGGGGGCAACUCGGUGAACCUGCGCUGGUUCAAGCACAAGUCCAACCUCCAUCAUGUAUGGGACAGGGAGAUAAUACUCACGGUGCUCGCCGAGCGCUACGCCAAGGACAUGGCCGCCUUCCGCAAGGACCUCCAGCACAACAUCACCAAGGGCUCAUGGUCCGACGAGUCUUCAUGGAAAGAUUGCGCGGACCUCAUGUCCUGCCCAACCAAGUAUGCCACGGAGAGCAUAGGCCUGGCGUGCAAGUGGGGCUACGACGGCGUCCACGACGGAGACACACUGUCCGAGGACUACUUCGGCUCGAGGCUCCCGAUCGUGACGCGGCGGAUCGCGCAGGGCGGAGUGAGGCUGGCCAUGUUCCUCAACCGGGCCUUCGGAGACCACAAGGCCCACGGCCGCGACGUCGCUGCGCAGGCGAACUUGGUCGUGGCUCAUGACGAUGAGCUCUAG
Triticum turgidum subsp. durum (durum wheat) is the source of this 942-nucleotide messenger RNA. Lineage: Eukaryota; Viridiplantae; Streptophyta; Magnoliopsida; Poales; Poaceae. The record is from the annotation of a GenBank genome assembly.